AUGUCAGGUCAAAGCUUAUCUUCGUCAUCCAAACGACGGCCUUCUUUGCCCUCAGACUCUAGCGCCAAUAUAGUAUCAACCUUAGACCGACAACCGAGGACACAUUCUUCAGCUAUUAUCAAACAUGGUAAAUACGUCUUGAUAGGUGGAUUAGGAUGUUGGUGGGUCGAUUUACCGAAUGCUGUCCAAAGGGUGUUAGCGAGUGAAGGUAAUUGGGUCAGGAGAAUGAUGUUUGCUGGAUUAGGUGGUCAUGGUGCUACGGUUUUGAUAUUCCUUUACCUGGUGCUAUUUCUACCUUGGUUCAGAGGAUACGUACCGAAUUAUCCACAAUGGCAAGCGUCACCUCGCCUAUCACUCAUCGUCCCUCUGUUGACAGCUACGAUUUUGCUCGGAUGGACAUGUCUGGUGGUUUCCCUCUCACAAGCUGGAAAGAGAAGCAUGUUGGAAUCAGCUGUUGACGCGGUUAAGGGUGUUGGAAAUGCAAGUCUGGGUCAGAUGAAGGGUGAGGAUGGAUUAGGUGUAUUCAAAUCUAUGGUAGGAGCAACCUCCUUGUAUAUAUUCUCUUUGGGAAUAUUAGGUUUCAUACCUGCUCCAACAAACGUUCCAGUACGAGAUAAAAGUGCUUGA
This is a messenger RNA of Kwoniella shivajii, 627 nucleotides long. RefSeq lists its product as uncharacterized. Bases 1 to 627 code for a protein of 208 amino acids. The record is from RefSeq and is a predicted model, not a curated record. The transcript has 5 exons. NCBI's taxonomy places the organism in Eukaryota, Fungi, Basidiomycota, Tremellomycetes, Tremellales, Cryptococcaceae.